Molecule: messenger RNA, 450 nt
Organism: Podarcis raffonei (Aeolian wall lizard)
Lineage: Eukaryota; Metazoa; Chordata; Lepidosauria; Squamata; Lacertidae
Product: thioredoxin domain-containing protein 2-like
Exons: 9
Coding region: 1-450 (149 amino acids)
Source: RefSeq, a predicted model, not a curated record
AUGUAUUCCGGCCCCCGUUCCGCCCAAGACGUAUUCCGGCGCCGGCGGGAUUUCCAGCCCCGUUCCGCCCAAGACGUAUUCCGGCGCUGGCGGAAUUUCCAGCCCCGUUCCGCCCAAGACAUAUUCCGGUGCCGGCGGAAUUUCCAGCUCCGUUCCGCCCAAGACGUAUUCCGGCGCCGGCGGAAUUUCCAGCCCCGUUCCGCCCAAAAUAUAUUCCGCCGCCGGCGCCCAAAUCUUGUCGCCGGGCAAAAACGAGGAGGAGAUCUACGGAAGCCCGGAAGGGACCAAGCCGGAGAAAUCAGGCGAAGCUUCUCCGAUCGCCGAGACGCCGCUUUCCGGACGGGAAAAUCACAUUUACGAAGAAGUGGAAUGAGGAGGCGGAGCUACUAUUUUUCGGCGCUGCAAAUAAAGCUUCAUUUUUGGCACUUAUUUUUGUCCCGUGCCUAUUGA